AUGACAGACUUUGUCCCCAGGCCAGACGCAGUAUCCUGCACAAAUGGCGCCCCUAAUGUGAUCUCUCCUUCUCACUCUCACCCUCAACCGCAACAAGCUCCAUCUUCAACACCCAACCAAGAAUCACUUCAAACACCACCACCCCUCGCCACCGUCAUCGCCAACGUCCAUCAUAAAGUCCAUUCGUUCCUCCAAGAAUCCCAUCCCCCAGACUCUCUCCUCGCCGCCGUCCAGCGUCAAACCCGCAUAUCUCUCGACGUCGUCGCAACCGCGCUGUCCCGCUACCAGCUCCCCGAACUCUCCCUCUCCUAUAAUGGCGGCAAAGACUGUCUCGUACUUCUUAUCCUCUUCCUCACGGGCCUGAAUCCUCUCCCUCCCCCAGAAAAGGGUGGCAUUGCUUCCAUCCCCUCCAUUUACGCUCUCCCGCCCGACCCUUUCCCCGCCGUCGAGGACUUUGUGCUCUCUUCCUCCCGCGCCUACCAUCUAUCCAUAAUCAAGUACACCACAGACCCCCCCAAGAGUACCCUGCGCUCCAGCUUCGAGGAUUAUCUCGCUCGCAACCCUUCCGUCAAAGCUAUCUUUGUCGGCACCAGACGUACCGAUCCUCAUGGCGCCAAGUUGACCCAUUUCGAUCGCACCGACCAUGGCUGGCCCGACUUUGUGCGCAUCCACCCCGUUAUCGACUGGCGAUACGCAGAGAUCUGGGCUUUUAUUCGCCACUUGGAUCUCGAGUAUUGUCCCCUCUACGACCAGGGUUACACCAGUCUCGGUGGCACAACCGACACUCUGCCCAACCCCAUGCUGCGGGUUGACCGUUGUGCCUCCGAGGAAGAGACAGAAGGUUUUCGUCCUGCAUAUGAGUUGACCGAGGAUCUCGAGGAAAGAUUAGGCCGCAAUUGA
This is a messenger RNA of Aspergillus wentii DTO 134E9, 900 nucleotides long. Its product is annotated as FAD synthase. Gene Ontology annotation, molecular function: FMN adenylyltransferase activity. The transcript has a single exon. Lineage: Eukaryota; Fungi; Ascomycota; Eurotiomycetes; Eurotiales; Aspergillaceae. Bases 1 to 900 code for a protein of 299 amino acids. The record is from RefSeq and is a predicted model, not a curated record. Gene Ontology annotation, biological process: FAD biosynthetic process.